AUGGCUCCACCAAUAGUAUACUACGACUACAUCAUCAUCGGGGGAGGAACUUCCGGCUGUGCACUGGCCGCAACUCUUACAGGAGCAGCCAAUGUCUUGUUGCUUGAAAGAGGUGACUUGCCCUACGGAAACCCCGACAUCACCAACCUCCGUGGCUUCGUUUCCUCUCUGUCCAACACUUCCCCAUCAUCACCUUCUCAGCUCUUCGUCUCCACAGACGGCGUUAUCAACCACCGACCCCGAGUCUUGGGCGGCGGCUCCGCCCUGAACGCCGGAUUCUAUACGCGGGCCAGCAUCGCCUACGUGAACAGAGUUGGGUGGGAUCAAAAACUGGUUAAUGAGUCGUAUGAGUGGGUUGAGAAUAAGGUGGCGUUUGAGCCACCGAUGAUGCAGUGGCAAUCGGCGGUGAAGGAUGGUUUGGUUGAAGCUGGUGUGUUGCCGUACAAUGGUUUUACGUAUGAUCAUGUGCCUGGGACGAAAUGGGGCGGUACAAUUUUUGAUAAAGGCGGUCACCGGCACACUGCCGCCGAUUUGCUGGAGUAUGCUGACCCGACAAGGAUUGUUGUGUAUUUGAAUGCAACAGUGAACCACAUCUUGUUUAAGCUGCAAGGACAAUCAAGACCAAGAGCUUAUGGAGUGUUAUUUAGAGACGCAAAAGGCAACAAGCACAUAGCAUACUUGAACAGGGGCUCCAGCAGUGAGAUCAUUUUAUCAGCUGGUGCACUCGGAAGCCCUCAGCUGUUAAUGCUGAGUGGUGUUGGCCCAAGUGAACAGCUUAAGGCCCACAACAUCGGGGAGGUACUGGACCAGCCCAUGGUGGGUCAGGGGAUGGCUGACAAUCCGAUGAACGCCCUCGUCAUUCCGUCAUCGCGCCCAGUCGAAGUUUCUCUCAUUGAAGUGGUGGGCAUUACUCCGUUUGGUAGCUUCGUUGAAGCGGCAAGUGAUUCAGUUGAAGCCUUUAUUUCCGAUGCACUGACUGCCCCAAAAGUGUUUCUUGAUCAAAGAAUCCCAGAAGCCAUAGCUAAAGUACUUAAUGCAUUCACAAACAGCACCAUUUUUCCAGUUGGAAUCAUCCUUGAAAAGAUCAUGGGUCCCCUCUCUUCCGGUCACCUCGAGCUCCAAACCAACGAUCCAAAAGAUAACCCUAAAGUUACUUUCAACUACUUCCAAGACCCACAGGACUUGCAGAGGUGUGUUCAAGGCAUGGAGACCAUCAUAAAGGUCAUAGAAUCAGAGCCACUCUCAAAGUUCCGCUAUCCUCUGGUCCCAGUGCAAGAUCUGAUCAACUUGAUGCUGAUCUUGCCGGUGAAUUUCAGACCUAGACACGUCGAAGCUACUUACUCAUUGGAGCAGUUCUGUAUAGACACUGUGAUGACCAUAUGGCAUUACCAUGGAGGUUGCCAAGUUGGUAAGGUCAUUGAUCAAGAUUACAGAGUUCUUGGUGUGGAUGCAUUGCGAGUUAUUGAUGGCUCCACAUUUUACGACUCCCCUGGCGCUAAUCCUCAAGCUACUGUUAUGAUGCUUGGAAGGUAUAUGGGGCAGAAAAUUCUUGGUGAAAGGUUUACGGAUGGAAAGAACUAGAAGAUGACUAGCAUAUGCUACUGCAUUGGAGCUUUUUCAUGUACUGGA
This is a messenger RNA of Ilex paraguariensis (yerba mate), 1629 nucleotides long. NCBI's taxonomy places the organism in Eukaryota, Viridiplantae, Streptophyta, Magnoliopsida, Aquifoliales, Aquifoliaceae. The record is from the annotation of a GenBank genome assembly.